AUGCUGGAGAGCAAAUCUGGGAGGUGCAAUGAGGCUCAGGCACUGGAUUUUGUGAUUUCGGAAGCAAGAAAACGUGGGAUUCACUUAAUGUUGAGUUUCGUGAACAAUAACAAUGACUUUGGAGGGCGAACACAGUAUGUGCAGUGGGCUAGAAAUGCAGGAGCACAGAUUAAUAGUAAUGAUGAUUUCUACACAAAUCCAGUGCUCAAAGGGUAUUACAAGAAUCGUGUCAAGAGAGUCAUAACAAGAUUCAACACCAUAACUGGAAUUGCUUAUCGAGAUGACCCGACAAUCAUGGCGUCGGGACUCAUGAACGAGCCUCGUUGCCAAGUCGACUACUCUGGAAGAACAAUAACUGCCUGGGUUCAAGAGAUGGCAACUUAUGUAAAAGCUUUAGAUGGCAAGCAUUUGCUGGAAAUAGGCAUGGAAGGAUUCUAUGGGGAUUCGCUGCUCUAA
Ilex paraguariensis (yerba mate) is the source of this 456-nucleotide messenger RNA. Lineage: Eukaryota; Viridiplantae; Streptophyta; Magnoliopsida; Aquifoliales; Aquifoliaceae. The record is from the annotation of a GenBank genome assembly.